Drosophila ananassae is the source of this 1608-nucleotide messenger RNA. RefSeq names its product chaperone protein DnaJ. The record is from RefSeq and is a predicted model, not a curated record. Gene Ontology annotation, cellular component: mitochondrion. NCBI's taxonomy places the organism in Eukaryota, Metazoa, Arthropoda, Insecta, Diptera, Drosophilidae. Gene Ontology annotation, biological process: mitochondrion organization; protein folding; negative regulation of apoptotic process. Bases 157 to 1527 code for a protein of 456 amino acids. Gene Ontology annotation, molecular function: heat shock protein binding. The transcript has 2 exons.
AUCUUUAUAUAACAUUUCUUUUUGCUGUCAACAUUUUUUAUAGAUUCAGGACCUUACAUACGCAUCUAUUCAAGGACAGAUAAUCAAACUUGGAGUUGCCAUUCCCAAUUAUAUAUACUACAAAGUUUUAUUCUUAGUUCGAACCGUGAGAGCGCGAUGUUACGUUUGAAAUUUUUUCGCAGCCACGGAGACAUUCUCACCACACUGAUCGGUGGCGGCGGAUUGGCGGGGGGAGUGGCAGCUGGGGGCGGUAGGCGGGCAUUGCCAUGCAUGGACGUGGACAGUGGUCCGGCGGCCGCCGCCUGCUGGCUGUGGGGCCGGCUGAUGAGUCAGUACCAGUUCCGGACCCAGAAGCCGGCCUACUAUCCGGAUCGCCAGCUGGAAGCGAAGCGUCCAAGCAUAUCGAAAGCCGGCCAGCACUCCCAGCAGAUCAGUUUCCCCGCCCCCGUGAAAACUGCCGUCCAAAACCGGGGGAUGCCCAAAGACUACUACUAUCGAGUGCUGGGUGUCCACAGGCAUGCCACCAUCCAGCAAAUCCGAUCGGCCUUCUACGCGCUAGCGAAGCGUUACCAUCCCGACUCCACGCAUUCGGAGCAGAAGCUGAAGCACUUCCAGGAGCUUUCUAACGCCUACAACAUCCUCACCGACGAGACCAAGCGCCUGGAGUACGAUCAGCUGGGCGGGGUCAGGGACGAACGGGCCUUCCUCGAGCAGGCGGGGAAUCCCAUGCGGGCCGACCUUGAGGAGGCCAAGAAGCUGGAGUCCCAGAAGUGGUCCAGCGAAGAGAUCAACAAGGUGAAGAGCAACGAGUUCGACCUGCCGCUUAAGUUCGAGGAGGCGACCGUGGGCUGUAAGAAGCGACUAGAUCUGAAGUACCUGCGCAAGUGUGAUACCUGCAAGGGCAAGUCGCAACUAAUGACGCACCGGGACGUGGGCAAGGAGCCCUGUCGGCGCUGCAACGGUACCGGGAAGGUAACCACAAAAACAGCCACGUACAGUUCGGUAGCCCCUUGCAGUCAGUGCAAGGGUAAGCGCUUCACGAAUCGAAACGACUGUGAAACGUGCAGCAACCGAGGCCACGUGGUGGCCACUGUUGAUGUGAUGGUUCCGGUGCCGGCGGGGUCGAAGGACGGCGAUGUGGUGACCAUCUCCAAUCCAAACAACAAGCAACAGGUAACAUACAAGCUGCAGGUGCCCCACAGUGACUAUUUCAAGCGGGUGGGAAACGAUAUUCUGACGGACAAGCACUUAAACGUCUCGGACGCCAUCCUGGGCGGAACCUUUAGGAUCCGCGGCCUCUACGAGACCGUUGAACUAAAGAUUGAGCCCGGAACUCAGUCGCACACUCAGGUGAUUCUAAAGAGCAAGGGCGUGCGCUCCAAGGAGGGUAUUGGCAACCACAUAGUGACCCUCAAGGUGCGCAUUCCAAAGAAUCUAUCUGUGAAGCAGCGCCAACUGGUCUUAGCUCUGGCCCAAGCCGAAGAACCCCUUUUCGAGCACAAAACGGAUAACAAGGUGGCGGACUAGUACGACGUCCCAAUACAAAUGUUUUUCAAAUUCUCAAUGUACGUGCUUCAGUUCGUUCGAAUACAACUUGGCAGACACGAA